AUGGCUACUCCUCCUGUACUCGCUUUCGAUACUGAGGGCCGCCCAGUGAAGUUUGACACCUGGCUUGAUGACCUGCACCUCUACCUACAGCUCACUGCCAAGGAAGAUAUUUCACUGUACGAUCACGCCCUAGGCCACGCUACUGCACCUCCUACUACUGCUGACAGCACUCAGCGCUCACAGUGGCAGACUCGUGACGCUCACGCUCGCUUUGCCAUUCGCAACUCCCUGCCGCUAGAUGAGCGCGAGCACUUUGGCCAGCACAAGACUGCUAAGGACCUGUACACUGCUGUAGUUGCUCGCUACUCCUCGCCUGCUUCUGCCGCACUAGGCCGCCUCUCCCUCCCCUACCUGUUCCCCGACCUGGCCUCCUUCCACACCGUUGCUGACCUCAUCACCCACCUCAAGACUAGUGAGGCCCGCUUCCGCGCUGCUAUGCCUGCCGAGUUCCUAGCUAACAACCCCCCCCCGCUCUGGCUCGUUCUCUACCACCUAGUCACCCGCCUCCCUGACUCUCUGCGCGCAGUCAGGGACCAGUUUCUAGCUCGCUGCCCCACUGAGCUCACCAUUGCCCUCCUCGAGAAGGAGCUACUUGCAGCCGAGGCGAGUGUCGUCGCUGUAGGUGCCUCUCGUGGUGACCCCCGCACUCCUUUCUUUGAGGGGUGUUCCCCUUCCCCCCUCCUUCCCUCUGUCGCCUCUGCUUCUGCUGUCGACCUUCUUGGUGCUGAGAAGGUCGGGACCGCGUCUGCUUCGAGCGGGCGCCGCAGGACGAGAGGGGGCAAGGGUGGAGGUGGCGGCGGAGGAGGUGGGGGUGGAGGCGGUGGGAGUGGAGGAGGGGCUGGAGAGGCUAGUGGCGGCAGUGGGGGUGGUGACGGCAGCGGCGGGGGUGGUGGCAGGGGCGGGGGCGGCGGUGGGGGCGGAGGUGGUCGUGGCAGCGGCAGGGGAGGCGGUGGUCGCGGAGGUGGCGGCAGUGGUGGUGGCCGUGGAGGCGCUGGCGGUGGUCUGAGCCAGCAGCACACUCCGUCGCUCCAGGAGGCCCGUGAGUGGUAUGCCCAGCGUCUUAGCUGCACGUAUGUCAUCCGCACUGGUGACCGCACUGGUCAGCAGUGUGGGAGGCCGCACCCCACGCAGCGCUGUUUCGCGCGCCUUACCGACGCUUGGCGCACCCAGUUCCCUGAUGGCGCUGAGCUGCCCCGCUGGGCUGAUCUGGAGAGGAAGGGGGUUGAUAUCUGGGCUCUAGACUUUGAUGCUAUUCUCACUGCCAUGUAUGCCAUGUUUACUAGUGGAGAGGGUGCUCAGUACUUGUGUGUUCCGCCCGACCCGGGCAUUCUGACCAGUGAGACUGCCGCUCCAGGUGCUAGUGAGACUGCCGCUGCAGGUACUUGCGUGUCUGCUCCCUCAGGUGAUGGUGAGGCUGUCGCUCUAGGUGCUCGUGCGUCUGUCCCCCCUGGUACUGAGUCGACUGAGGCACUGCACACCUUCACCCUGGACUCAGGUGCUUCACGCUGUUUCUUUCGUGACCGCACUGUCCUUGAGCCACUUGCUCGGCCAGUUGCUGUCUCCCUCGCUGACCCCUCUGGGGGUCCGGUCAUUGCGACCUCCUCCACUGUCCUUCCCUGUCCGGCGGUCCCGUCCGGCACACUGUCAGGGCUCUACCUCCCCUCGUUCUCUACGAACUUGGUGGCAGGUAGCGCGCUCCAGGACGGGGGUGUUCACCAGUUCACCCCUGCCUACGAGCGUGUGACACACUGCACGUGUGCUCGGACGGGUCGUCACCUGGCUACCUUCACUCGGGAGCCAGGGUCGGACCUGUACACACUGACCACUGGGUCCCCACAGGUGGCUGCGUCUGCGUCUGCGUCAGGUCAGCUGUCCGCCCCCUGCUCGUGUCGGUCUCUCGCGCACGACACCGUCCUCUGGCACCACCGACUUGGCCACCCGUCCGUGCAGCGCCUUCGGACCAUGCACCAGCGGUACCUUGUCUCUGGUCUUCCCAGGGUUCUCCCUCCCCUCCCACCCUCGCCGGCUCCUCCCUGUAUUCCCUGUGUCGAGGGGCGGCAGCGCGCCGCUCCUCACUCUUCUGCGUUUCCCCCGACGGAGGCUCCUCUGCAGACACUCCACCUGGACGUGUGGGGCCCCGCCCGCGUCCGUGGACAGGGCGGGGAGCGCUACUUUCUGCUGGUAGUUGACGACUACACGCGCUACACCACGGUCUUCCCCUUGCGCACCAAAGGUGAGGUCCCUGAUGUCUUGAUCCCUUGGAUCCGCGCUACUCGUCUCCAGCUGGAGCGGCGCUUUCGCUCGGACCUUCCGGUCCUGCGACUGCACUCUGAUAGGGGCGGUGAGUUUUCCUCCGACCUCUUGCGCGCCUUCUGUCAGGAGGAGGGCAUUGAGCAGACGUUCACGCUUCCGGCCUCUCCGCAGCAGAAUGGGGUUGCUGAGCGCUGCAUUGGCCUGGUCAUGGAGGUCGCUCGUACCUCCUUGGUCCAUGCGGCUGCCCCCCAUUUUCUGUGGCCGUUUGCUGUCCGGUACGCCGCGCAUCAGCUCAACCUCUGGCCCCGUGUCUCCGGUCCAGAGACCUCGCCGACACUGCGUUGGACGGGAGAGGUUGGCGAUGCGUCGGUGUUCCGCGUCUGGGGAUCUCGUGCCUUUGUCCGCGACACGUCCGCGGACAAGCUCUCUCGUCGAGCUGUCCCCUAUGUCUUCCUUGGCUUUGUCCCUGACGCGUCUGGUUGGCAGUUUUACCACCCUGUCUCGCGCCGUGUCUUCCCCUCUCAGGACGUCACGUUCGACGAGUCGGUCCCCUUCUACCGUCUCUUCCCCUACCGCACUGCCCCGCUCCCCCCUCCGCCUCUCUUCCUCGCGCCAGGUGCUGCUGUUGUAGAGCCCCUCCCCCCUCAGGGUGCCGCUCCCUCAGGUGUGUCUCAGGUAGACCCCGUUGAGCCUGUCGAGGUAGCCGUCGAGUCGCGUCCUCCUCGGGGUACUGAGCCUGGGGGUGCUGAGCCUGGGGGUGCUGAGACUGGGGGUGCUGAGCCUGGAGGUGCUGAGUCUGGAGGUGCUGAGACUGGGGGUGCUGAGCCUGGAGGUGCGGAGCCUGGAGGUGCUGAGCCUGGAGGUGCUGAGCCUGGAGGUGCUGAGACUGGGGGUGCUGAGUCUGGGGGUGCUGAGUCUGGUGGUGCUGAGCCUGAGCGUGCUACACCUGGAGGAGCCCUCUCCUCCCAGCAGCUGCAGGAGAGGUACCUCCGUCUUCGGAGUGGAGCCCCUGGUGCCGCGGACCCGGACGGUGGAGCUGCUGCUGGUGCUGAGGACCCGGACGGUGGAGCUGCUGCUGGUGCUGAGGACGCGGACGGUGGAGCUGCUGCUGGUGCUGAGGCCCCGGGCGGUGGAGCUGCUACUGGUGCUGCGGACCCGGCCGGUGGAGCUGCUGCUGGUGCUGCGGACCCGGGCGGUGGAGCUGCUGCUGGUGCUGCGGACCCGGACGGUGGAGCUGCUGCUGGUGCUGCGGACCCGGCCGGUGGAGCUGCUGCUGGUGCUGAGGACCCGACCGGUGGCGCGGCUGCUGGUGCUGAGGACCCGGGCGGUGGAGCUGCUGCUGGUGCUGCGGACCCGCACGGUGGAGCUACUGCUGGUGCUGAGGUCCCCGGUGCUGGUGUCCCUGCUGGCUCUGGAGACGCUACGAGGCCGCGACCGUACUUCGUCCCGCUCCUUCAGCAGGUUCUUGGUCUCGCUCCUCCUCCUUGUCCUCCUCCCUCCGUAGAGUGUCUGCAGCCUGUCCAGUCGCAGUCACAGUUACCACCUGCCUCGCCUCUCCCUGGUCCCUCUCCUUACACCGGUCCCACAGGAGGUCUUACCGAGCGUCGUGAGCCUGCGUCUCGUCCUGCGUCGCCUGUUCGUCCUGCGCACACUAGUCGUCGUGGCACACGUGAGCGUCCUCCUCCUGUCCCUGGCACUCACUACAUGACACUGCGUCGCUCCACUGCUCCUCAGCGUGUCCCUCUGCCGUCUCCUCCAACGUCCUCUCUCCCUACUCUUCCUGACCCGGAGUCUGACUCCCGUCGUGCUGCCAGUCCCACAGUCACGCGUCUCCUCGCCACUGUUGUCACUGACCCUACCUUUGAGUCCUCUGCUGCGUCUGCUCUGGUUGCUGAGUUGGUUGACUUUGCUGCCGCGUGCCGUCUAGACUUCGCCGCUAGCCUUGUUGCUGAGUCUGAGUCUGUCUGUCCUCCGUCCGUCGAGGGUGAGUGUGCUCUUGGCACGGACGUCCUUGAGGACAGGCAGGAGGAGUUCCAGUGCUUUGCUGCUGCUUUGCCCCAUCUUGUGUCCAUGCUAGUUGCCCCUGAGGGAGACCCGGAUGCACCAGACAUCUCGACCCCGCGCUCUUACGCAGAGGCGGUGGCAGGUCCCUACUCCUCUCAGUGGCAGACAGCCAUGGACGCAGAGAUGGCUUCCUGGAAGUCCACAGGCACCUACGUCGACGAGGUUCCCCCACCUGGGGCGAACAUCGUCAGUGGCAUGUGGAUUUUCAGGGUGAAGCGGCCGCCGGGUUCUCCGCCUGUCUUCAAGGCGCGCUACGUGGCUCGUGGCUUCAGUCAGCGCGAGGGAGUAGACUUCUUCCAGACCUUCUCCCCCACCCCGAAGAUGACUACUCUUCGGGUGCUGCUGCACAUACGAGACUACGAGCUUCACUCUCUUGACUUCAGCACUGCUUUCUUGCAGGGCAGUCUGCACGAGGAGAUCUGGCUGCGCCGCCCUCCUGGCUUCACUGGGUCGUUCCCUCCUGGUACCCAGUGGAGGCUCCAGCGGCCAGUCUACGGUCUCCGCCAGGCGCCACGUGAGUGGCACGACACACUGAGGACGACACUCGCGGCUCUUGGGUUCGCGCCUUCUACUGCUGACCCGUCGCUGUUUCUACGCACUGACACCUCACUGCCGCCGUUCUACAUCCUCGUGUACGUCGACGACUUGGUCUUUGCCACUGCUGACACUCAGGCACUCGCCCACGUGAAGUCCGAGCUGCAGAAGCGACACACGUGCACAGACCUGGGUGAACUGACAAGCUACCUUGGCUUGCGGAUCACUCGGGACAGAGCACGGCGCACCAUCACCUUGACUCAGUCACACAUGGUGCAGCAGGUCCUUCAGCGCUUCGGCUUCACGUACUCCUCGCCUCAGGCCACUCCUCUGCCUACAGGUCACUCGCUCUCAGCUCUGCCUUCGGAUGAGUCCGUAGAGUCGAGUGGCCCGUAUCCAGAGCUUGUUGGCUGCCUCAUGUACCUGAUGACCUGCACUCGACCUGACCUUGCAUACCCUCUUAGCAUCCUUGCACGCUAUGUCGCUCCUGGCCGUCACAGGAAGGAGCACAUGGAUGCCGCUAAGAGGGUGUUGCGCUACUUGUGCAGUACGUCGGGCAUGGGGCUAGUGCUUGGAGGGCGAGACCGUGUUGUACUCACUGGACACUCAGACGCUUCUUGGGCAGACGACCAGGCUACGCAGCGGUCGUCUCAAGGUUACACCUUCAGCCUUGGCUCUGGCUCAGUUUCUUGGCGUUCUACACGUUCUUCUUCUGUUCUCAGCUCCAGUUGUGAGGCUGAGAUCUACGCCACAGCCAUGGCGGCCCAGGAGCUACGCUGGCUGACCUACCUGCUGACUGACUUGGGAGAGCGGCCUCGUUCCCCUCCAGUGCUGUACGUUGACAACAAGGCUGCCAUUGCCUUGUGUGAGGAGCACAGACUGGAGCACAGAACGAAGCACAUCGCUCUGCGGUACUUCCUUGCUCGAGAGCUUCAGCAGCGUGGUCAGCUUUGUCUCCGUUACGUGGCCACUGAGGCCAACACUGCUGAUGUGUUCACCAAGGCGCUUCAGCCUUGUGACCAUCAGCGCUUUUGCACUCUCCUAGGUCUUGUGCCUACUGGACCUCACUUGCUCACUUCUUGA
Molecule: messenger RNA, 5934 nt
Organism: Closterium sp. Yama58-4
Lineage: Eukaryota; Viridiplantae; Streptophyta; Zygnematophyceae; Desmidiales; Closteriaceae
Source: the annotation of a GenBank genome assembly